GUUUGAGUAUUUGUUGUGAUUUGUGUCCAAAGUUUGGUCCAAACAAAGAGUGGAUUCAAGUAUUGAUUUAAUGCCGAAACGGAAGAAACUGUCGGGCGAUGAGGGAAGUGAUGGAAGCGAUGGCAAGAAGAGACGCAAACUUGACAUCUCGGAUCAAUUGCAAGAGAUCUAUGACUCGAUCCGCAAUCACAGGACACCCGACGGCCGGGUUUUGUGCGAGAACUUCAUCAGAGCUCCCAAACGAAGAAAUCUCGCCGAUUAUUAUGAUGUGGUCUCCACUCCAAUGGAUUUGCUUCGCGUCCAACAGAAGAUCAAAAUGGAUGAAUACGAAGAGGUGGAACAGUUGACGCAAGACAUUGAGCUGAUGGUCACUAACGCUAAGAGCUAUUAUAAGAAAGAGAGUCAGGAAUAUAUGGACGCCAUUGCCUUUUGGGAUCUGUAUCUGGAGGUGAGAAACGAUAUGAUAGGAGAGGUAUCCAAACAGGACUUCGAUGAGACCAGUAAUCAAAGUCACAACACUUUCGAUGCCAUCGACGCCAUCGACACACUGAGCAAUAGCGAGAGCGAUACCGCCAUCGACUACGACAGCCCUUACGAAGAGCUCUUCAGUGCUGUCAUGACUGCCAUCACAGAUGACGGCCGAACGCUGAGCACAAUGUUUGAGUUAUUGCCACAAAAGGCUAUAUAUCCUGAUUAUUACACGAUUGUUACGGAACCGAUCGAUUUGAAGACAAUUGGCACUAAAAUCCAAAACAACAGUUAUGUUUGUUUGAAUGAUUUGGAGAGAGAUUUGCUUCAAAUGGUGAGGAAUGCGAAGCUGUAUAACGAACCGGGAUCUCAGAUAUACAAAGACGCCAACGCUCUCCGCAAAGUUGUCAUCAAUAAGAAGAAUGACAUCGAACUCAAGAAAUGCCAACCAAUCAAAACAAGCGAACGGAUUCGCGCCAAACGCUCACUUCCGGUCGGCCAGAAGUGGUCGGCCAUUACGGCCGCCUUCAAACACGACAACGACGUGGACCUCGAGGCCAGUAUUCAGAGCACAAAUACGAGCACAUAUGGAGACGAGACCACUAACGAUGAUGUCGCCAACUUUUCCGACCCCGAAGACGCUGAGACCAAUCCUCAGUGGCAGCUCUUUGAGGCCAUUAGAACUCAAACCAAUGCAUCGGGAGUUGCGUUAUCCGAUCCUUUCAUGCGUCUGCCGUCGCGUCGCUUCUAUCCCGACUACUAUAAGGAGAUCAAACAUCCCAUCUCUUUGGCCAAAAUCAGAGCCAGAAUUAAGACCGGCGCUUACGAUAACAUAACUAAUUUGGUCGAAGAUCUAAGUCUCACAUUUGAGAACGCAAUGAAAUACAAUAGACCCGACUCUAAGAUUUUCAAGGACGCUUUGAAGCUUAAGAAAACUUUACAAUUGAAAGCACAGGAAAUACUGAAUAUCAGUAUAAAAGAAUCGGAUGAGAGCGACAGCGAUGACGAUAGUAAAGGCAGUUCCGCAACAAAACGCCAAAAACAUCGCACUUCUAAUGCAUUGUCUCAGGAGCUGAAGAUAGCCAGACGUUCACAGCUUGACGUCGACUCUCAACUCAAGAAACGGAUGCGAAUUCUCUAUAAGACAUUAAUUGAUUACACGGACGACACCUUACGUUCUCUAAUAUUGCUAUUUAUGGAGAAGCCCUCGAAAAAGGCUUAUCCCGACUAUUAUGAUGUGAUUGCAAAUCCAAUUGAUAUGAAAACUAUUGAGACAAACAUCAAAUGGGAAAGAUAUCAGAACGAAGACUCAUUGGUCGCUGAUUUUAAGCUAAUGUUCAGCAAUUGUAAGCAAUAUAAUGAAGACAACUCUCAGAUCUAUAAGGAUGCGGUCACUCUCGAGAAUGUUCUCAUGGAUAAGCUUAAAGAGUUGGAACCUUUUCAAGCAUUGAAACCUAAAAAGACUAAAGGGCGGGCGUCGACUGGUAUGCAGCAAAAAAUGCGAACACUUUAUAAUACAGUGAAGGAUUAUACGGAUGCGAAGGGACGACAACUUUCAGCAAUUUUUAUGAAACUUCCACUAAAAGCAGAAUUACCCGAAUAUUAUGAAGUGAUCAAAAAACCGGUCGGUUUGGAGAAGAUUGGCGUUCGUCUCAAGAAUGGUGUUUACGAAACGAUUGAAGAUCUCCUCUCGGAUCUCAUCUUAAUACAACGCUAUCAGAACGAAGACUCAUUGGUCGCUGAUUUUAAGCUAAUGUUCAGCAAUUGUAAGCAAUAUAAUGAAGACAACUCUCAGAUCUAUAAGGAUGCGGUUACUCUGGAGAAUGUUCUCACGGAUAAGCUUAAAGAGUUGGAACCUUUUCAAGCAUUGAAACCUAAAAAGACCAAAGGGCGGGCGUCGACUGGUAUGCAGCAAAAAAUGCGAACACUUUAUAACACAGUGAAGGAUUAUACGGAUGCGAAGGGACGACAACUUUCAGCAAUUUUUAUGAAACUUCCACUGAAAGCAGAAUUACCCGAAUAUUAUGAAGUGAUUAAAAAACCGGUCGGUUUGGAGAAGAUUGGCGUUCGUCUCAAGAAUGGUGUUUACGAAACGAUUGAAGAUCUCCUCUCGGAUCUCAUCUUAAUGUUAGACAACGCGUGCAAAUACAACGAACCCGACUCUCAGAUAUAUAAAGACGCGCUGACUCUUCAGCAAAUUGCACUCCAAACCAAAAUCGAUUUGAACGACGACUCCGGCACUGGAAUUCCAGACGUGAAGAUCAUUGUUCAGGAACUGCUAACCAAUCUCUUUAUUUCUGUGUACAACCAUCAGGACGAAGAGGGCCGCUGUUUCAGCGAUUCCAUCAUUGAAUUGUCAGAAACUGAUUCCAAAAGUAGCGAUCAGUCAGAAACCAAACCUCUGAAUAUGGAUAUAAUUAAACGAAAUUUGGAUAAAGGAAAGUAUAGAAGACUCGAUCGCUUCCAAAAGGAUAUGUUUGAAGUGAAUCUCAUCUGUCGUAUCGACCGGAUGUGGGUCGACAAAGACGGCAACUCGUUCUUUCACGGGCCGUGGUUUGUCCAGCAGCCAGAACUGCCGCCUCUGCUCUACAAAUCAUUCUAUUUGCAGGAAGUGUUCCUCAGCUCUAUUGAGGACACGAACCCACUGUUGAGUAUCUGCGAGCGCUGUGCUGUCAUUGAAUACAAGGAUUACAUUACUCGCAGACCAACUGAAAUACCAGAGAAAGACGUUUACGUCUGUGAGUCUCGAUAUUUGGAACACGAGAAGAAGUUCCAGAAAUUGGCCAAAGGUUUGCCAAAAUCGGUUUCGACGCGUCCGGGAGUAGUCGACGACGAGAUCUAUUACUUUAGAAAAGCAUUAGUUAUGCAAAAGAUCGAAACCGGGGUUUCGACGACCACUGCUGUCGCACGAAAAGGUCAAAACCCUUUCGACACUUCGUUAGCCACUAUAGAACGGGUUUCCACUGAAGUGGAGACCGAAGACAUUACGGACACAGCGAUAGUACCAGUUAUUGAGCACACGAUUCCAACACCUGUUACUUUAGUAAAGAAAAGAAUUCCUAAGCGUUUAGUCACCGGAUAUAUAGUGUUCGCGAGUGAAGUGAGGAAAUCUGUGGUUCAGGCGAACCCCGAGUGCUCUUUCGGAGACGUGAGUCGAAUAAUAGGCACCGAAUGGAAGAAUUUGCCGCCGACUCAGAAGUCAGAGUACGAACAGAAGGCUCAGCGACAGAACGAAGAGACGGCUCGAGAGCACUCACUCCGAGAACAGGAAAUGCCUCAAUCGCCCGCUUCGGCCAGUAGUUCAGUGAUUGAGAACGCCGUCUAUGAGUGCCAUUGGGAGAGCAAAUGCGACUUCCAGUUCGAAGAAGCUUCCGAUCUCUUGGAACAUCUCAUAUCCGAACCCAAUGGACACGUUUGGCAAUCGUAUGGAGAAAACAAAGACAAAGAGGGCACAGAAUUUCAGUGUCUUUUCCGCGGAUGCGGUCGUGUGAAGAAAGGCGCCGCACCGUUUCCAAGCUUUCAACGACUUGUGCGUCACUGCAAAGAGAUUCACGUCUCGAAACAAACGCCUAAAUCGAUUGCUCCCGAAAAUCGAAACAAAAAUUGCGUUCAAAGCCGUAGAACACAGGCCGUGUCAUCCGUGGCCUCUUCUGUAUUAAACGUCACCACAAUUGCAACACAACAGUCAGUACCACAACUCACGAUUAGCCAUAACAAACUGCAAUCGCAUUCAAGCCCUUCCCCCGCACUUAGUAUAGGCGACAAUAAAUCGACAAUUAGUUCAUUACAUCCCACACUCUCUCAAGCGAUCGGCACUAACCCUCAGUCGUCGCAUAUGCCUAUAUUGAGUCCAUUCUGGGCUUCAGGCACUGGAGUUCAGGUGAAACCGGUUGAGCCGAUUUUUGUGGCGACGCCUCCCAGAACUAACCGAUUGCUUCACACUCACACUUACAUGAAAUAUAUCGAGAAACUGAGUUCAGAGGGACGAGAGGGCAGAUCUAUAAGCAAUUGGGAGACACAGUUGACCGCCACUCAAGACAACACUCCGCCCCAAGAGGUGAACCGUUUGCCCGUCCAUUGGUUGGCCAAUGGGGCCGGAAAUCACGGCAAUGUUGUCAACGCGUUGUGGGCUCUCAGGAACUUCAUGUUUAAGGACGCCCUCAACCUCUCCGUCACUAAUAAUAAUUAACUUUUUAAUUCAAACAAUCAUUUUGUCGUCUAUUUAUUUUGAAUUACUUUUUUAAUCAAUAUUUAAACAUUAAUUUUAAUAAACAUUUGCAAAAAAUAGUGUGAAAUGAAAUCAAAA
Medioppia subpectinata is the source of this 4774-nucleotide messenger RNA. The record is from the annotation of a GenBank genome assembly. Lineage: Eukaryota; Metazoa; Arthropoda; Arachnida; Sarcoptiformes; Oppiidae.